GCUCUGAGCCUAGAGACAUACCGUCAAAACAAGAACCAGCUGGCAUUUCUCUCUGCCUCCCUACUUAUGUAAUAUAAUAUGUCAUGCCAGCGGACCGUGUCCUCUUUCUCCCGAAACGUGUCUCUUCUCCGCUGAAAGCGUAACAACAGCCGCCCUUGUCCUUGCACAGACGGGGAUGUCAACACCGCAAGAUGGUCCGCAUAGCGAGCGUCCUGGGUUUGAUGAUGUUCAGUGUCGCUCUGCUCAUACUCUCAUUGAUCAGCUACGUGUAUAAAAAAGAUUUUCUCUUCAUGACACCCAAAUAUUCAAAUUCAGGUGGGCCUCGGAUGUAUAUGUUCCAUGCGGGAUUUCGGUCUCAGCUGGCCAUGAAGUACCUGGACCCUGCCUUCACCCCUCUGACCAAGGCCCUGAACGAGGGCCUGCAGGAGAACGCCUCCAAAUGGCGCUAUAACAGAACGGCAUUCACAGAACAGAGAAAAGAGAUCUCUCAGCACAUCGACAUCGCCCACAACUUCACCCUGACCCGGAGCAGCGUGCGCGUGGGUCAGCUGAUGCACUAUGACUACUCCAGCCACAAGUACGUGUUCUCUAUCGGAGAGAACUUCAAGUCCCUGCUUCCCGAGGCCUCCCCCAUCGUCAACAAGCACUACAAUGUGUGCGCCGUGGUGGGGAACAGCGGCAUUCUCACAGGGAGUCGUUGUGGUCCCGAGAUCGAGAACUUUGACUUCGUCUUCCGCUGCAACUUCGCUCCCACUGAGAUCUUCCGCCGGGGUGGGCGGAGGACCAACCUCACGACCUUUAACCCCAGCAUCCUGGAGAAGUACUACAACAACCUGCUGACCAUCCAGGACAGGAACAACUUCUUCCUGAGUCUGAAGAGGCUGGACAGGGCCAUCCUCUGGAUCCCUGCCUUCUUCUUCCAUACCUCGGCCACGGUGACCAGGACACUGGUCGACUUCUUUGUUGAGCACAGAGGACAGCUGAAGGUUCAGCUUGCCUGGCCUGGCAACAUCAUGCAGUACGUCAACAGAUACUGGAAGACCAAGCAGCUGUCACCGAAGCGUCUGAGCACAGGGAUCCUCAUGUACACUCUGGCCUCGUCCAUGUGUGAGGAGAUCCACCUGUACGGCUUCUGGCCCUUUGGCUGGGACCCCAACACGGGCAAGGAGCUGCCCUAUCACUAUUACGACAAGAAGGGUACCAAGUUCACCACCAAGUGGCAGGAGUCCCACCAGCUGCCAGCAGAGUUCAAACUGCUCUAUCGGAUGCACACAGAGGGACUUAUCAAACUAACGCUCUCACAUUGUGCCUAAACCUGACUGGACUGGACCGAACCAGACAGGACCGGACCGAGCUGACUGGACUGGACCGAACCAGACUGGACUGGACCGACCUGACUGGACUGGACCGAUCCAGAGUGGACCGGACCGACCUGACUGGACUGGACCAACCUGACUGGACUGGACCGAACCAGAGUGGACCAGACCGACCUGACUGGACUGGACCGAACCAGACUGGACCGGACCGACCUGACUGGACCGGACCGACCUGACUGGACUGGACCGAACCAGAGUGGACCGGACCGACCUGACUGGACCGGACCGACCUGACUGGACCGAACCGACCUGACUGGACUGGACCGAACCAGACCGAACCACACCGACCUGGACCGAACCAGACCGGACCAGACUAGCAUGGACUAGAUCAGACUAAAAGUGAUCUGAUUGUAAACUGGUUUUCUGGUUAUGAAGGUGCUAUUUAACCAGAUUACAACCAACUGGUCUCUGUUACUGUACAACCAAGUGGAAAGGUAACGUCUGUUUCAUGACAACAUCAAUAAAUAUUUUGGGUUGUUGUCUCGUUAGAUAGACUUAUUUUCUGCUUGAUUAGAAAAAGGGGUUCCAAAAGGGUUCUUCGGCUGUCCCAGUAGGAGAACCCUUUUUGGUUCCAGGUACCUGGGUUCUACCUGCAACCAAAAAAAGGGUUCUUUAGUAAGUAUUUCACGGUAAGGUCUACAACCUGUUCUAUUUAGUGCAUGUAGACAAAUAAAGUUUGAUUUGAGUUUUCCUAUGGCGACUGCUGAAGGAACCCUUUGGUUCUAGAUAACACUUUUUUUCUUUUUUCGAAGUGUACAACCUGACCAUGAUGUCAUAAAAUAUGUCAUUGUGAUGUCAUUGCAAACAAUUUUGCCCGCUGCGAUGAGUGCGUGAGAGCAAUAGGCACUCUAGCCCCUGUGCUAUCUGAUCCAAGAUGGCUGCCCAAAAUGGCAUCCCAUGCUGCCAUGUUGCUGCCUGCUAGUGCUACGCUUUGAUACAGAUUAACUACAGCAGAUAAACUACAGCAGAUAAACUACAAGACAGCAAUAUCAGCCUAUAUCUUUAUAACCUGAGCUCAUCAUUCUUUAUCAGAGCUAUGGUUAACUUAUGGCACAAUAGAAACAGCAGAAAUAGAAACUGCAGAAAUUCCUGUAUUUAUAUUAUACAUGUGCAGGGGCCAGUUAUAUUGUGAUUAUUCUGUUUUUUAUUAUUCUGGAUAUCUAUCCUGAAAUAGAACUACACAGAUAUCUAUCCUGAAAUAGAACUACACAGAUAUCUAUCCUGAAAUAGAACUACACAGAUAUCUAUCCUGAAAUAGAACUACACAGAUAUCUAUCCUGAAAUAGAACUACACAGAUAUCUAUCCUGAAAUAGAACUACACAGAUAUCUAUCCUGAAAUAGAACUACACAGAUAUCUAUCCUGAAAUAGAACUACACAGAUAUCUAUCCUGAAAUAGAACCACACAGAUAUCUAUCCUGAAAUAGAACUACACAGAUAUCUAUCCUGAAAUAGAAUUUCCAUUCAAGUCAACGGGUCUGUGAUGGGAUUCAUGUCUGUAUCCAUGGUCUUCUGUUUUCAGAUGGAUUGGAAGUGGGGUCUUCUGAAUGGUGUAGGGUGAGACAGUAAUGCUACAACUGGAGGAUACUGUGGACUCUUCAAUCAAAUUAUUAUAUACAAAUGAGACUAACUUAAUUGUUGUUGAACAAACACAACUAUUUUUGUAAUCUAAACUCAUUUCAAAUAGCUAUUUUUUCUCCUGGUCUUACUGAGUUUCUGUAGCUUUUGUUUGUCCUUGUUGAAAGUUACUUGCUCCUUAUCUGUGGAUUAAUUACAUGAAUAAUCAGAUAUUGUAUGUAUAUUGAUAUACUGUACAUAUCUAUGAUACUUGUUUAUUUCAAUAUGUGAACUUGAAAUAAUGACAUAGAAAUGCAUUUUAUUGGAGGAUAUCGGGGCAGGUUGGUUAUUCUUGUGUAUGUUGUUUCAUCGAUGACAAUGAUGAUGAUAAUUUUUUUUUAUCAUGUUACCAUUUUUAAUUAUGACGUAAUUUACUCUUUGACUUGCUUACAGAUUCUGACAGCUGUGUAAUAAUGUUAUUAAUAUUUUCUGUUAAUUAAUUGUAUCUUUAUUUAACCAGGCAAGUCAGUUAAGAACAAAUUCUUAUUUUCAAUGACGGCCUAGGAACAGUGUGGUUAACUGCCUGUUCAAAAUAAAUAUAUAUCCCAUUUAGCAGACGCUUUUGUCCAAAGCGACUUACAAGUCGGCUGGGGCCACUACUUUUACAUAUGGGUGGCCCCAGUGGGAAUCGAACCCACGACGCUUGGCGUUGCAAGCGCCAUGCUCUACCGACUGAGCCACACAGGGGCAACCUUCUGGUUACUAGUCCAACGCUCUAACCACUAGGCUUCCCUGCCGCCUCUACACUCUAACCACUAGGCUUCCCUGCCGCCUCUACACUCUAACCACUAGGCUACCCUGCCGCCUCUACACUCUAACCACUAGGCUACCCUGCCGCCUCUACACUCUAACCACUAGGCUACCCUGCCGCCUCUACACUCUA
Messenger RNA from Oncorhynchus masou masou (cherry salmon), 3875 nucleotides. RefSeq names its product alpha-N-acetylneuraminate alpha-2,8-sialyltransferase ST8SIA3-like. The record is from RefSeq and is a predicted model, not a curated record. Gene Ontology annotation, molecular function: alpha-N-acetylneuraminate alpha-2,8-sialyltransferase activity. NCBI's taxonomy places the organism in Eukaryota, Metazoa, Chordata, Actinopteri, Salmoniformes, Salmonidae. Gene Ontology annotation, biological process: N-glycan processing; oligosaccharide metabolic process.